Messenger RNA from Neospora caninum, 1431 nucleotides. RefSeq names its product Aspartokinase/homoserine dehydrogenase, related. Gene Ontology annotation, molecular function: aspartate kinase activity. The coding region runs from base 1 to 1431 and encodes 476 amino acids. The record is from RefSeq and is a predicted model, not a curated record. The transcript has 9 exons. Lineage: Eukaryota; Apicomplexa; Conoidasida; Eucoccidiorida; Sarcocystidae.
AUGAAGUUCGGCGGAAGCAGCCUAGCGGCACCUGAGAACAUCCGGCGCGUCGUGGGCAUCAUCGAGCAGGAGCUUCCGUCUCGGCCGAUCAUCGUCCUCUCCGCAGUUGGGAAAACGACCGACCGUCUGGUGGAAUAUGGAAGGAUUGCUGUUACGGAGCGGCAAGUUAAGCUCUCCGAACUCCACGAUUUUCAUGAGCAGCUAAUCAAGGGCCUAGGUCUGCGUGAAGACGACGUGCCAGAUGUGUGGAAAAUUGAAGAAGAAAUCUACCGGCUCCUCACGGGCAUUUCCCUCAUUGGCGACAUAUCGCAUCGCACAGAAGAUCUCCUCAUGAGUUACGGAGAGAGAUUGUCCGUGCGCAUCGUCGCCGCCUACAUGAACAAAGCCCGUGGACUGCCGGCGCGUGCCUUGGACGCCUGGGAUGUCGGCAUGAAAACGUCAACAAGGUCGGGAAGCAGCCAGUCUCUGAGAGGUCAUGUGGACGUUUUGCCUUCAGCAUACGAAGCGAUAGGCGCAUUCUUUGCGCCGUUAAGUAGUUCGUAUUCCUACAUCCCUGUCGUCACAGGCUUCAUUGCGAAAGACAAACACGGCAGCGUCACCACACUCGGCCGAAGCGGCAGCGACUUCACUGCAGCUGUUGUCGGCGCAGCCGUGCAGGCGUCGGAAGUCCAAAUAUGGACGGAUGUUGACGGCGUCCUCACUGCUGACCCUCGGGUCGUCAAGGGCGCUCGCAGCGUCGAAACGAUUAGCUUCGAUCAAGCAUCAGAGCUCGCCUACUUUGGGGCGAAGGUGAUCCACCCCAAAACGAUGCUCCCCGCCAUGAAGCACAACAUUCCUGUUCGAGUCAAGAAUUCCUACAACCCUGAGCACCCCGGCACCCUCGUGGUCCAGGCAGAGCCCUCUGGUGGCGAUGCCUCUCUGGCGGCAGUGCCCGACGGAGUGACCGCAGUGACCUACCAGAGAGACAUAACGGUUGUCGAUGUGAACUCAACGCGGAUGCUCGGAGCCCACGGGUUCCUUGCGCGCCUCUUUUCCAUCUGCGACCAACUCGACAUUUCGAUCGACGUCGUCGCGACGUCAGAGGUUUCCGUUUCGCUUUCGCUAGAAAAAGACACGUCGGAAGACAAAAUCGAAAAACUGCAGGAAUGUUUGUCCUCCUUCUCAACAACGUCCGUCCGAAGAGGGAAGGCUCUCGUCAGCAUUGUCGGGAAUCUGGAAAAUUGCAACGAGAUUGUCGCCCGGACUUGCAUUGCUCUCACAAAGAUAGGGGUCACAAUGCAGCUCAUCUCGUGUGGAACGUCCAAAGUCAACCUCACCUUCUGUGUGGAAGAUGCCGAGGUCCACCGGGUCGUUCAGGCCGUCCAUGACGCCUUGUUUGCUCAGGCACCCACAGCUGCUUCUACGCCUUCCGUGGAGUCUCUGACUAUGUGA